GCAGCCUCAGCGGGACGUUGGGUGUGUGUGUGUGCGUGUGUGUGAGAGAGAGAGUGUGAAAGAGAGAGAGAGAGUGGGAGAGAGAGGGAGAGGAGCCGCUGAAAACUACCGAGCAGCCAGACAGUUAGCCUGCUGUCCAUACGUCCAGGCGUCCCGAUGUCCGUCAUGGCUGUGUUUCUGAGCCUCCUCAUGUUGGCUCUCAAUGUGUUUGGCCAGGACCUCCCAUCAGGCCCUCAUGGCUGCACGGAGGGAAGCUGUUACCCGGCGACAGGUAACCUCCUGAUUGGACGAGCCAUUAACCUAACCGCCACAUCCACUUGUGGCCUGGACGGUCCAGAGCAGUACUGCAUUGUCAGCCAUCUGCAGGAAUCAGACAAGUGUUUUGAGUGUAACUCCCGGCGCCACUACGACCCGUACCACCACAAAAACAGCCACCGCAUCGAAAAUGUGAUCUACCUCACGGAUCGAUUUGAGGACAACACCUGGUGGCAAUCUGUCAACGGAGAGGAGAGCGUCAGUAUCAGACUGAACCUGGAGGCUGAAUUCCACUUCACACAUCUCAUCAUGAAGUUCAAGACGUUCCGACCUGCAGCCAUGAUCAUCGAGCGCUCUGCUGAUUUCGGACGGACGUGGCGCCCCUACCGCUACUUUGCCUCAAACUGUACCAGGACCUUCCCAGGCAUCCCCGCCAACGGCCUGCACCACAUCAAUGACAUCAUCUGCGAGGAACGCUACUCUGACAUCGAACCCUCCACUAACGGAGAGGUCAUUUAUAAGGUUUUGGAUCCUGCCAUUCAUGUGAAAGACCCCUACAGCUUGGACAUUCAAGAACUUCUGCGCAUCACCAACCUGCGUAUCAACUUCACAAAGCUGAACACUCUGGGAGACGACCUGCUGGACCGACGCUCCGACGUCCUCCAGAAGUAUUACUACGCCAUCUACGAGCUGGUGGUCAGAGGGAGCUGCUUCUGUUACGGACACUCCUCAGAGUGCGACCCGGUGCCAGGGGUUGACACGCAUGAACACGGCAUGAUCCACGGUCGCUGCGUAUGCAAACACAACACAGAGGGCCUGAACUGCGAGCGCUGUCGUCCUUUCCACAACGACCUGCCGUGGAGACCGGCCGAGGUGGAGAACCCACACACAUGCAGAGAGUGUAACUGUAACGGCCACUCAGACCACUGCCACUUUGACAUGGCGGUGUAUUUGGCCACGGGCAACGUCAGCGGGGGAGUGUGUGAUGAAUGUCAGCACAACACCAUGGGACGCAACUGUGAGAUGUGCAAACCUUUCUACUACAAAGAGCCUAACAGGGACAUCAGGGAUCCACGGGUUUGUGUCGCCUGCGACUGCGACCCGGUCGGCUCGUUGGAGGGGGGAGUGUGCGACAGCCACACCGACGUCGACAUGGGGAUGAUAGCGGGACAGUGUCGCUGCAAAGCCCACGUCAAAGGCAUGCGCUGCGACGACUGCAAGGAGGGUUACUACGGCCUGAGCCAGAACGACCCGCUCGGUUGCCAACCAUGCAACUGUGACCCUCGUGGCAUCAUUAUGGUGGGAGCCCCGUGUGAUCAGAUCAGCGGGGACUGCUCCUGCAAAAGAUACGUCACCGGCCGCUACUGCAACCAGUGUCUGCCUGAAUACUGGGGACUCAGUAAUGACCUGGCUGGCUGCAGACAGUGUGACUGUGAUUUCGGCGGAGCCUUCAACAACAGGUGCAUGAUGGAGAACGGACAAUGCGACUGCAGGAGACACCUGAUUGGUCGACAGUGUUCGGAGGUGCAGCCCGGCUAUUUCUGCGCUCCGCUCGACUACUACAAAUACGAAGCAGAAGACUCCACGGGACACUCACCCGGUGACUCUGCGCUGCCGGGCAAAGUUCGGCCUCAGGCAGAGACGGACUGCGUUCAGCACCUCAGCAACCAGCUGAGGAGGCACCGACGUCACCGCCGCGUCACCAACUCACAGCAGCACCGGGCAGCGCUGAGACGCAUCCGCCAGCUUCAACAAACACCGGAUGUGAAACCCGUUCACAGAGAACACACUCCCAGCCACAUGGUGACGUGGACAGGUCCCGGUUUCGCCCGUGUCAAAGACGGUGCCGGCCUGGUGUUCACUAUCGAUAACAUCCCAUACGCCAUGGAGUAUGACAUCAUGAUCCGCUACGAACCUGAGUCCACAGAGGACUGGGAGGCCAUAGUUAGUAUUUCAUCUGUACUGCUGCCUUCCAGUCUCCGAUGUGGAAACCUUCUACCAACUGAACAGCUCUACACAGUCACCUUGCCGCACCGCAACAGGUACAUCCAGAUGCCCAGGCCGUUCUGUUUCGAGCCAAGUAAUCGUUACACGGUGUCCAUCAGGUUCCAGCGCCACGGGGUCUCACACAGACACCUCACCGCCUUCAUUCUUAUAGACUCGCUGGUUCUGAUCCCCAAAUAUACCGAGCUUCCGGGUUUCAAAGACGAUCCGGAGGCAGAGCAUCGACGGGAAGAGAUGAUUCGCUACAUGUGCCUGGAUUCCUUUAUGAUGACGCCGAUGCCCGCUCUGGCUGAGAUGUGCACCAAACUCAUCUGUAGCAUUUCAUCCAUCAUUCACGACGGUGCUCUGGCUUGCCAGUGCGACCCACAGGGCUCCCUCAGUGGUGAAUGUAAUAAGGUCGGAGGUCAAUGCCAUUGUAAACCUAACGUGAUGGGUCGGCGCUGUGACCAGUGUGCCCCAGGAACCUAUGGCUUUGGAAUUAAUGGCUGUACUGCUUGUGACUGCCAUGCGGAGGGUUCGUUUAGCCACCAGUGUGACCCAGUUACAGGCCAGUGCCACUGCAGGCAGGGGGCCACUGGGCGUCAGUGCUCUGACUGCCAACCAGGCCAGUGGGGCUUCCCCAGCUGCAGCCCCUGUCAGUGUAACGGCCACGCAGACAGCUGCGACCCCCAAACCGGAGAGUGUAGAGACUGCAGGGACUACACAGCAGGACAUCUCUGUGACCAGUGUAUGACAGGAUUCUUUGGAAACCCGAUGCUGGGCUCAGGGGAACACUGUCGGCCCUGCCCCUGCCCUGGUAACCCCGGCUCAGACCACUUUAACGGCUACACAUGCCAAGCUGACCACAGCUCCAACCAGAUCAUCUGUAACUGCAAACAAGGCUACGCUGGAUCGCGCUGUGACCAGUGCGCCCCCGGUUACUAUGGCAACCCAGAGCAACCUGGCGGGCAGUGCCUCCCGUGCGAGUGCAGCGGCAACAUCGACACCCAGGACCCCGACUCAUGUGACUCCAGGACUGGCCAAUGCCUCAAGUGCCUGUACCAAACUGACGGCCCAUCCUGUGACUACUGUCAACUCGGUUACUAUGGCAAUGCAUUGGCCCAUGACUGCAGACGCUGUACCUGUGUGACUGCUGGCACCAUCCAGUCUGCUUGUAGUGAUGGACAGUGUCACUGUGACCGGAACACUGGAGCCUGCCCCUGCAGGGAGAACGUGGCCGGCCAUAACUGCGACCAGUGUGCUCACAACCACUGGAACUAUGGUCAGGACCUGGGCUGUGAGCCCUGUGGCUGCCACACACAUCACGCUCUGGGAACUCACUGCAACAUGUUCACAGGCCAGUGCCACUGUCGUCCAGGCUUUGGGGGUAAACAGUGCACUGAGUGCGAACAGUUCCACUGGGGAGACCCACGGGUGCAGUGUCAAGAGUGUAACUGCCACCAUCUGGGCUCGGAGAUGGCCCAGUGCGACCGGGUAACGGGGGCGUGCGAGUGCAGGGAGGGAGCGUCGGGGCAGCGCUGUGACGAAUGCGCCCGCGGCUUCACCGGCACCUUCCCCAAGUGCGUCCAGUGUCACCCGUGCUUCCAACUGUGGGACGACGCCGUGUGCCAGAUCAAACGGGACCUGGAACACAUUCAGUACACCGUGGAGAAGAUCCAGGAGAACGGGCUCACGCCGGGAGUCGGGGACACGCGUAUCAAAGAGCUGGAGAUGAAGCUGAAGCAGGUACAGGAUCUGAUCAGUCGGGAGGACAGCGACAGAAUCCACCAGCUGAUUGGACAGAGCAUUGAUGACCUCAGGGUGGAGAUCGCACUGACUGAUGGACGACUGAUGGGCGUCACCCGAGAGCUAAAUACAACAGCAGAAGAAGAGGGGGCACUGAAACGCAUAUUGACUGACAUGGAGAGAGAGCUGAGAGAAAUCAACACCACUGUGGCUAUCAAAAAACAGCAGCUGGAUGACUACCUCACCUCAGGAUUUGCAGAUCAGUUUGAGAAAGUGAAGAAGUAUUAUCAGAAAUCAUUGGAGGCAGAGGAGAAGUGCAACGCCUCAGUGACCGGUCCUCUCAGUUCUGUAGAGCAGUCCAAACAAACCCGCACAACCACCGAAGAGCUGCUGGACGCCAGUAAAGACAAGUUCCUUCGUGAAAUGGCCGCUCACAACAAAUCAUUAGACGAGCUGCAGCAGAAAGCCGACGGCCUGGACAAGACCGUCAACCACCUGAGUGACAAGGUAUGUGGCGGUCAUGGCAACAACAGCGCCAACGGCAGUUGCUCAGACAGCCGAUGCGGCGGUGCCGGUUGCCUUGACGACAAGAGAAACCGCGUGUGUGGAGGAGAAGGAUGUAACGGGACGGUGAGCGCUUCUAUGGCAGCGCUGAAUCUCGCUCAAAACGUCACAGACGCUCUGGACGCUGUCAAUAAGGAGCUGCAUGGCGUAGCCGGAAAGCUCCAGGAUAUAGCCACUCUGACUCAGGAUGUGAAGAACCAGGCUAUGAACAUGGUGAAGAAAGCCCAGAAGAAGAAAGAACACUUUGAAAACUCCAACAAGAUGCUCAAAGAUUUCAUUAAGAAGAUCAGAGACUUCCUCACUGAGGAGGGAGCAGAUCCAGAGAGCAUAGAGAAGGUGGCUCUGCAAGUCUUGUCGAUCACACUCCCGGUCAACAGGACCAUGAUAGACAAAAUGAUCAUGCAGAUUAAGGAUAACCUUUCCAACCUCACCAAUAUCGAUGCGAUCGUCAACCAAACCUCGCAGCACAUCAAAACUGCCAAGGAUCUGCUGGAAAAAGCUCAAGAUGCCAAGAUCCGAGCAGAUGGAGUGAAGGAUGCGGCCGAUAUUACCAAGCAGGCGUUGGAUGUGUCAGAGAAGGCCAUAGAGAAAGCAAAAACAGCCCUGAAGGAAGCCGCCAACAACCUGAACAGGACAAGGAACGCUACUGCUGAGGUGGAGGAAAAGCUGACGCAGCUAGAGGACAAGCAGAUGGACGUCAUGAUGCGUUUAAACAACCUCUCCAUGGGCGUGGAUGCUCUGAAGAACAAGACGGAGCAGAACAGGGAGAUGGCGAAGGAUGCCAAAGCGCUAGCUGACAACGCCACUAACCUGGCAACUUCGGUGCAGCGGAGCCUCAACGACACAGAGAAACGGUACCAGGACCUGCAGAAGAAGGUGGACUCUCUUGGCGGGGAUUCUGGAGGCCUGGACAGCAUCAACCAGAAGGCCAAGGAAAUCAAGAAGGAGGCAGAAGACCUCCUCGACGUAGCCAACAAGGGCAUGCAAAAACUCAUGGAACUGGAGAAAAACUUCAGGAGAAACGAGAGGCGGAUGCAGAAGCAGCGCAUGGAGCUGGAGGAGCUCCAUGGUAACGCUACCACGGUGCGGGACCACAUCCGAAAAUCAGUGCAGCAGUACAGUAACUGUCAGUAACUGUGUGUGAGAGGAGGUCGUGGUUCACCCCCCCCCCCCCCCCCCCCCCCCCCCCCCCCGUUUACCGUAUGCUGCUGUAGUCCUGAGCAGAGUCGUGACUGAUGCCGGGACAGAAAAAAAAAACGACAUCACCCAUGAUAAUAAGACACUGCGCUGGUCACUGGUAUUUCAAGUUUUACACAUUACCUGUCGAGUGUUAUAUCACAGAAGUGCCUUCCUCUAUCCAUGUACUGUACCACUUAUUGACUCCUGGAUAUCAACACUAUCCUGUGUGGUGUUUAUAUCUUUAAGCUAUCAAAACAAGUGGAUGACCAGUGGAGAAUAUUGUUUUAUUGUAUAGGCCAUGAUCAUCCAUUUCAUCAAUAAUACAUGUAUCAUAAAUUUGUUAUUUUGACAAGUGCUUUUAAGAUUUUGUGUCCUGUAAUUUGACCACAUUAGUACGCUACUGACAUUCCUAUUAAGAGUAAUACGGAGUGAUUUUUUUAAAAUUCAAUUUGUUUUUUUGUUUAUUUUUUAUUACAAAAGAAGCUCUUGAUUAAAUACGUAUGAACGCAUACACACAAAUAUUCUUAUAAGCAAAAUUUAUUCUGAGUUGUGAUGACGGACGGAGAAAAAUAAAUUUGAUUCGAUUCAUGUAAUAAUUCUUGAUGUUUUGUGUCCUAAUUGUGUGAUGAUGUGGGCACAAGAGGGCGCCUCUUACUCAGCAAGUCUCCAAUCUGUGCUCUCCUCCAAAACAUGAGCUGUUCCCUCUGUGUCAACUCAUGCAGACAAGACUCCCUGCUAUUAUUACCUUUUUUUAAUGUGUGAUCAAUAACAUUAAUGAUACCUGCAUUCCAGACUCACUAGAAUAGCGUACGUGACGCUAAACAUCAUUAAUGUCAUUAGUAACAGCUGUGUUUUUUGUGCUAUGACAAGAAAAUAAUAAUAUACCCACACAUGUGCUUCCACUCAUUUGGCUGGUUAGACCUCUACUCAAGACUGUACAGUGGACUGUGCAUGAUUGAUGUUUCCAUCACAUGGAGGGUAAAAAUCAUAAUGCUUAAACCUACACAGUUCUGAGGGUAAUAUAUG
Messenger RNA from Scomber scombrus (Atlantic mackerel), 6753 nucleotides. RefSeq names its product laminin, beta 2-like (gene lamb2l). Gene Ontology annotation, molecular function: extracellular matrix structural constituent. Bases 157 to 5682 code for a protein of 1841 amino acids. Gene Ontology annotation, biological process: substrate adhesion-dependent cell spreading; basement membrane assembly; cell migration. Gene Ontology annotation, cellular component: laminin trimer. The transcript has 35 exons. The record is from RefSeq and is a predicted model, not a curated record. Lineage: Eukaryota; Metazoa; Chordata; Actinopteri; Scombriformes; Scombridae.